AACAAUGAUAGCUACAGACAUUGUACCCGUCGGUGGAGGUUCCUUGAUGCUUGAUCAUGAAUGGAAUCUGAAUUCCUUCCAUUCCCUCAGGCGCUGGAUGACCCAUACGGGUUAAGCGCUUCCCCAUUACUGCAAUAAUAAUAGACAUUGGUCAUAUGCCAAGUUACAAUCGACAUCAUAAAUAGCUGCUCAGACACACAAUAAACAAGAUGAGCAGAAUUAACAUUGAUGAGCCAAGGUGGGACCAGAACACUUACGUGGGCCGUGCCAAGCAUUUUUUCACCAUUACCAAUCCUCUUAACCUUUUGUGUACACCAACUGAAUUAGAGAGAGCCAAAAGUGUUGUAACCAGCUACAGGAAAGGUGAGGCAUUAAAUUUAUCUGAAGAUGAUAUAUGGAAGGCCAAAAGUAUAUAUGACUCAGCAUUCCACCCUGACACUGGAGAAAAGAUGAUGCUCAUUGGCCGUAUGUCCGCACAAGUUCCCAUGAACAUGACUAUCACGGGUUGUAUGUUAACCUUCUACAAGACAACUCCAGCAGUUGUUUUCUGGCAGUGGAUCAACCAGUCGUUCAAUGCUAUUGUCAAUUACACUAAUCGUUCGGGAGAUUCACCUAUUAGUGUCAAGCAGCUUGGGACAUCGUAUGUACUAGCAACUGGUGGAGCUUUAGUUACAGCCCUUGGACUCAAUAGUUUAGUUAAGAGUAUGCCACCUUUGAUUGGACGGCUAGUACCCUUUUCAGCUGUAGCAGCUGCCAAUUGUGUUAACAUUCCAUUGAUGAGAAUGAAAGAGUGGCGUGAAAUGGGUGUGGUACUUCUGGACCAAGAUAACAACAUAAUGGGCAAUAGUAAGAAGGCAGCACGACAGGGGGUAGCCAUGGUGACCCUCUCUCGCAUCCUCAUGGCAGUACCCAGCUGUGUACUGCCGCCGAUUGUCAUGAAUAUUCUUGAGAAGCGUGGUACUUUGCGCCGCAUGCCAUGGAUAUCUGCCCCAUUACAAGUAAUUAUGUGUGGUGUGUGCCUCACAUUUGCCACUCCAGCUUGCUGUGCACUCUUCCCUCAAAAGUCUUCCAUUGCAGUGUCUAGCCUGGAGCCAGAAGUACAGGACAAGAUUCGUCAGCUGCCCAAUGCUCCUGAGACAGUAUAUUACAAUAAAGGACUGUAGAUACUACUGUAUAUUCUUCAAAUGACAAGAUCUUUAGUGCAAGAUUAAUGUUUCACCAUACACAUUGUACAUUUUUUUUACAGGUGAACAAAUGGGUUCAUUUUAGUUUUUCCCUAACCUAAGAAUUUUUUUUCUAUGUCUACCUAUUAAAAAUUGCAAAGUACAUAUCUAACAGUCUGUUAAAUGGAAAAUAAUCAGCGAGGAUAAUGAUAAUGAAAGGACAGCUUUAUAUUGCAAAUGUGAAGUUAAGAUGAAAUUGUUCUCUGAAGAAAAGUUGACAUAUCUAAUAAAUAGUUGACAGAAAACA
Cherax quadricarinatus is the source of this 1470-nucleotide messenger RNA. It is a transcript of the gene Sfxn1-3, whose product is annotated as Sideroflexin-1-3. Gene Ontology annotation, molecular function: monoatomic ion transmembrane transporter activity. Gene Ontology annotation, biological process: serine import into mitochondrion; monoatomic ion transport. The record is from RefSeq and is a predicted model, not a curated record. Gene Ontology annotation, cellular component: mitochondrial inner membrane. Lineage: Eukaryota; Metazoa; Arthropoda; Malacostraca; Decapoda; Parastacidae.